UCAAUCCAUGCGCAGCCACGAUGGCACCGUCCGCCUUCAAAAGCUCCACUCUUCGUUUCUAGUCACAGUUUACUGGGAUUACUUUGGACACUUGGUGAGUUUGCGCCCUGCUGUAAACACUGACGUGUGCAGUUUUUCCUCCCCUUCUUCUUCUUCUUGUCAUUGUUUUGCUUCGCUGCUUUGGACGGACGGAGUGCGGUUUUUUGCUGUGUUUUGCUGCGUUCUCCUCCUCCUCUCCAACUUCGGGUGGAUUUGAGAGAAAUGAGUGAGAGGAGGCGAUCGGCCGCAGCUCUGAGCUCUAGAGCCCACGCUUUUUCCGUGGAAGCCCUGAUCGGCUCCAACAAGAAGAGGAAGCUCCGGGGCUGGGAGGAGAAGGAGCUGGAGUUGUCCAUGGAGAGCCUCGCCACGGACGGAGAGGAUCCGGCGCACUGUCUGGAUAUGGACCCGGACUCAGAGGCGAGUCCCGGUUCGGAUGGAGAGGGUCUGGCCGAGAGGACGUCGUGCUCCUUCGGCUCACCUGCCGACCUGGCCCCGGGCACCUGCGACGCCUCUCCCUCUGCGUCCAUGGAGGAGAUCCAGGUGGAGCUGCAGUGCGCGGACCUCUGGAAGCGCUUCCACGACAUCGGCACAGAGAUGAUCAUCACCAAGGCUGGCAGGAGGAUGUUUCCGGCCAUGAGGGUAAAGAUUGCUGGCCUGGACCCCCAUCAGCAGUAUUACAUCGCUAUGGACAUCGUGCCUGUGGACAACAAGAGAUACAGGUACGUUUAUCACAGCUCCAAGUGGAUGGUAGCAGGAAACGCUGACUCCCCGGUGCCUCCACGGGUUUACAUCCAUCCAGACUCCCUGGCUUCCGGAGACACCUGGAUGAGGCAGGUGGUCAGCUUUGACAAGCUGAAACUCACCAACAACGAGCUGGACGACCAGGGACACAUCAUCCUCCACUCCAUGCACAAGUAUCAGCCUCGUGUUCACAUCAUCAGGAAGGACUUCAGCAGCGAGCUGUCUGCCAACAAGCCGGUGCCGAGCGGCGAGGGAGUUAAAACCUUCAGCUUCUCUGAGACCGUCUUUACAACCGUCACCGCCUACCAGAACCAGCAGAUCACCAGACUAAAGAUUGAUCGCAACCCCUUUGCCAAAGGAUUCCGGGACUCAGGCCGAAACAGAACUGGCCUGGAAGCGAUCAUGGAGACGUACGCUUUCUGGAGACCUCCUGUGAGGACCCUCACAUUUGAAGACUUCACCAAUAUGCAGAAACAGCAAGGUGGCAGCACAGGGACGUCCCCCACCACCUCCAGCACGGGAACACCUUCUCCGUCCAGCGCAGCACACCUCCUGUCCCCCUCCUGCUCCCCGCCAGCCUUCCACCUGGCCCCGAAUACCUUCAACGUCGGCUGCAGAGAAAGUCAGCUUUGCAACUUGGGCUUAUCGGAGUACCCGGCCUGUGCUCGCAGCAACAUGGCGGCUCUGCAAGGAUACAGCGGCCUGGCCGACAGUUCUUACGGCCGUCUCCAGGCUGCGGGGGGAGCUGUGGCUUCGGCCCAACCAUCUGAAUCCUUCUUGCCACAGAGGACUUCCUCCCUGAUUGCUGCAGGCAUGCAGGGGAGCGCUCACGGCUCCUUGACUGGCGGCGGAGGCGGCAGCGGCACCGGAGGCAAGAUGGACGCCUACGGCGGUCAGCUGGGCUCCUUCCCGGCCUCUCAGCUCCAGUAUGUGAUGCAGGCCGGCGGAGGCUCCGGUUCUGCCUCAUCCUCUUCAUCGGGGUCCUCUCCUUCCUCUGCUCACAUGUUCAGCGGCAGCCACCACCACGUGCAGCAGGGAUCCUACAACGCUUUCUCCCUCCACAAUCCCUACAACCUAUACGGAUACAACUUCCCCACCUCUCCCCGCCUGGCUGCCAGCCCGGAGAAGCCCCAGGGAGGGCUGCUCUGCUCCUCCGCUCCUGCCGGCGCCUUCGCCGAGCGCCAGUACCUGCCCAACGGAAGCAUGGACACUAUGCACAUGAUCGGCAACUCCGCGAGCGGCCAGCAGGGCGGCAGCUCCUGCGACGGACGUCAGUAUGGCUCUUCUUCUCAGAUGUCCAUGCACAUGGUGUAAAAAAACUGAGAUGCACCUUUAACCUUCCUCAUGUUGCUGAAAUGAUUUCAGGUGAAAAGAAAAGCUGCGGUCUGUGAGUGUUGAUGCUGCGGUUUAACGUUUUUAUUUUUUUUUACAUUGCCAGAGUUAACCUUUCAGAAACCCCCUACCACUCAAAAAGCAAUACAAUCUAUUUAAGUCUUUUUAUAAUGAUAAAGUAAAACAUUAUGACAGCAGCUCAGUGUUUUUACUGUUAGAAGGCAAAUUUGGAUUAGUGUACGGAGGAGAAAAGGGACUCCAGGUGCUCUGGUCCAAAAGAGAAGUUUAUAUGUUGUGGUGCAAUAAUAGAAACAGCUCCUUCGACUGGCUCAUCGUUGGUUUUUAGGAAAUCCAAGGCCAUCAGUCCGUGCUGCCAUCCUGCAACCAAAGAAUCCCUAGUGUCAUCCAGAGUUUUUUCUCUUCAACCAGCACUUGUGCCAUUUUUGGUUGAGGAAUGUCGAAAGGGUCAGUGGCACUCUGUCAUUGUCCGAGGUUCUGGACAGAAUGAAAGGGACAACUGGACAAUAUCCACGUCUGUGUAGAGGGUAAAGAACCUGGAUGCAGUGGAGGCUGCUUAUUGGAGGAAAACAGAGCCAGCUCUUUUCCCUGUAUAGUAAAUGUGAGAUAAGGACUCCACAAUGCAACUUCAUCCGGCUGUUUUCCCUUACAAACUGGAAUUUUUCACAACGUUUGCAGGAUGUAUGUGAUAUAUAUGCAUAAAGUGAAAAGGUGUUUGCCUUCUUGCUAUUUUUUUACUGCUUUUGC
Fundulus heteroclitus (mummichog) is the source of this 2877-nucleotide messenger RNA. It is a transcript of the gene tbx15, whose product is annotated as T-box transcription factor 15. Bases 262 to 2094 code for a protein of 610 amino acids. Gene Ontology annotation, cellular component: nucleus. Gene Ontology annotation, molecular function: DNA-binding transcription factor activity, RNA polymerase II-specific; RNA polymerase II cis-regulatory region sequence-specific DNA binding. NCBI's taxonomy places the organism in Eukaryota, Metazoa, Chordata, Actinopteri, Cyprinodontiformes, Fundulidae. The transcript is spliced from 8 exons. Gene Ontology annotation, biological process: regulation of transcription by RNA polymerase II; cell fate specification; positive regulation of DNA-templated transcription. The record is from RefSeq and is a predicted model, not a curated record.